CUCUCCGCACGGGGAAUGGCGGAGCAGCAGGCUGCUGUGCUGAGGAUUCAGUGUGGGAGAGAGAUGGGGAUUUAGCACAAUAAGAUAGAUCCCAGUCCUCUCUGUUUUCCACUCUCUCUCUCUCUCUGUUGUCGUUCUAAAUCUCUGCUGCCUCUGGCCAUGGAUCCAGAGAAAACGUUGACGUUCUGCCUUGGACUCAAAGCAGAGGCGAUGACCAUCUCCCUGCAGGGGCCGGGAGGACCAGCAGCUACGACGACUGUGUCUCCAAAGGGUUCAGACAUGGGAACCAUCAACAAGGGGGUGAAGGACCAAGCUGGCUCAGGCAGCCAGCCCAUGCUCAGUCAUAAGUACUGCCCUGGUGUCAACAACAACCCAGGCUACCUGUGUGAGACCGGCCACUGCUGUGGGGAAACAGGAUGCUGCACCUACUACUACGAGCUGUGGUGGUUCUGGCUGCUGUGGACCAUCGUGAUUCUGUUCAGCUGUUGCUGUGCCUACCGCCACCGGCGGGCCAAGCUGCGUGUCCAGCAGCAGCAGAGACAGAGGGAGAUCAACCUGAUCGCCUACCACGGAGCCUGCAACUACCCUGCGUCCAUGUUGGACCUCAGUUUCCUGGCCUCCUUCAAGCUGCCGUCCUAUGAGGAGGUGGCAGCCCAGCCCCCCUCACCCCCUCCAUCCUACAGCUCCGUCUUUGCUCUGCAGGGGGCGAUGGGGGGCGCCACCGCUUACACAGCCACCCCUUACGGUUCAGCCUACCCCCAUCACCACCAGCAACAACCCCUCGGCCCUCCCUCCUACUUGGUUAGCUCCAGGGCGGGCCCCAGCGGUGCCGGUGGUGGCCUGACCUCAUCUCAGAGUUCAGACAACUACACCAGCUGCUCCUGCGAGUCCUGCUCCCUCCUCACCUCCCCAUCCAGCACCUCCUUCUCUGUCCAGGUGACCUACGAGACGGAUAAUACCAGCCAUGCCUCCACGCCCGGUAGCGAGGUUGGAGGAGGAGGGAGGCAGGUCCUGAGAGGCUUCCCCAGGGAGGGUUCAUCGCUGGAGGGAGUUGUGUCUGCCAGGUCCCCUUUGUCUCCAGGAGGAUAUCCAGCUCCUCCACCUGAACUUCUACCUACACCUUCUCCCACAACGUCUUCUCCUCUCCCUCACACUCUCCCCCCUCCCAAACUAUCUUCUCCCUCUCCACUUCCUCCUCCACAUCAUCUGCCACUCCCUCCACUCAUCCUUAUGGACCCCCUGGCUGUGCUGGCUGACGAGAGAGGGGUAGAGGGCGGCCUGAGUGAGGGUGGGGUCACAGAGAGACAGAGCCCUUCCAUCCUCUCUCCCCCCAAGCCCACCCAGUCUCCCCCCAAACAUGCCCUCUUCUCCACCAACGUGGACUUCUUCGAGCCCGUGGAGAAAGAGAAGAGAGAGGAAGAGGAGGAGGAAGAGGAGGAUGAGGAUCAUUUCCGUCACCGCCGGCUCACAGGCGACUCCGGCAUCGAAGUGUGCCGCUGCCAAGUGAAGAGCGAGGAAGAGGAUGUGGAGAAGAAGGUGGAAGAAGAUCAAGUUGUAGGAGGGGAUGGAGAGGAGGGGGCGGAUUUCCUCCAUGACAGUGUGGACUGUUCCCUCCGAGCGCAGCAGGUCGCCCAGUGUGGCCACGCCUCCUCGGCCAUCCCCAGGGGCGGGGACGCCAUCAUCACCGUGGAGUCGUCAUGAGGACAGCCAAUGAGGGCCAAAUAAUUUGGUCAGGUGACCAAAACUCACUUGACUGACAACAAAUGGAGCCAAUGGAGCUUAAAAGUGUUUACUUUGACCCAGUAGCACCCCCUACUGUUCAAACCAGGAAGGAAGCCAAGGCCCACAUCAACUAGUAUGGGCCUGCUUGUGUUAACGGCUUACUGUAGUAAUGUGAAGUCACCAUAGUAACACAGAGGAAGAGGAUCAUCACAGCCUUCUAAUUGAAAGGAGGAAGGAAGUCGUUACAGAGGGAGUCGGACAGUUUAUCUGUGUUGAUCUUUCUGACGGUCAUUAUCAUUCUGUCCCACUGUGCUGCCACCGGGAACAAAGACACCUUUUAUUAUUUCUCAAAGUGGAGAAACCAAUGCUGCAGUGAAACUGCUAAUUAUACUCUCUCUCGCUCUCUCUUUCUGUCUCUCUGUCUUUCUGUCUCUCUCUCCCUCUCUCCCUUUCUGUUUCUCUCUCUCCCUCUCUGUCUCUCUUUCAUCACAGGAAGAGGAGCAACAGCUGCAUGAGACAGUAUAAAGUCAGCAUAAUGUUCACACAGUCUCCCUCGCACACACACACACACUCACACUCACACACACACACACACACACACACACACACACACACACACACACACACACACACACACACACACACACACACACACACACACACACACACACACACACACACACAACAACAACCCACCUGCUGUGUCUGAAGCUCUGCUGCACCUGCCCUUUUGCUUUGCAAAAAUACCUCCCGCUUUCUUCCUCUCCCCAUCCUCCCAUCAGAGUACUGUUAGCUCCUCUUCUCUUCUCCUCCUCUCCCAUCCUCCCAUCAGAGUACUGUUAGCUCCUCUUCUCUUCUCCUCCUCUCCUCCUCUCCCAUCCUCCCAUCAGAGUACUGUUAGCUCCUCUUCUCUUUUCCUCCUCUCCUCCUCUCCCAUCCUCCCAUCAGAGUACUGUUAGCUCCUCUUCUCUUCUCUCCUCUCCUCCUCUCCCAUCCCUCUCUCUCAGAGCAGCCUGCCUUUGACGAGGGCCAGUGGUUGAUGUUGCUGUUGGAUGUACAGUCAUUGACAAGGUGAGACUGGGUCUAGUCUAGUUACAAGCUGGUACAGACUGACCUCGCUGUCUGACACUCACAUUGACCUGUUGUUGCGCUGCUGCUCGGAUGAUCAGCAAUCUGCUAGGCAAUAAUGAUAUGAACAAUGAUUAUGACGAUGGACAAGAGCCAUUGAAAUCACUCCAAGACUGUCUGACUGUCCGUUGGAUUCUGAGUGGUCAGUGACAAGAAUAUGAACACUGAGAAAGAGGUGGUGUGUACAGUUACAACACGCCAAGACAUUGGUUUUCUGAUACCUAUUCUAGUGCUGUUUCACUGUUAGCUGAUAGUACACAUCCAGACUUUGUCCUAUUCUGACAUUUCAAAAGAGGAAUUGUGGUGUGUAUUUCUCCCAAGGUUUAGAACUAUGUGGACUGAUCUUAGUGUGCUCUCUACCCAAUCUACGCCAUCUUCUCUCUGUCCUCUUCAAUGGAGUUUCCUUAUCUGCUCAAUUGCUCAUUCAACAGCCUAACUCUAACUUUAAACCUUCACCUAUGAUAUUGAAUGUAAUCAUUUGCAUAUUAGCAACACCAAGCAAAGGAAGUGAAAUGGAAAACUUGAACUGGAAAUGAAGUGCUAACUGGACGAAGGACUGUUAAUAUCAGAAGUUACAGCUUUGAUUUCAAGGCAUUGCACUUGAUUUUCGUCAUCUGUAUUGAAGUGCCCCUGUUGUCUCCCAUAUUGUCCUAGACCUAGAGCGAAUGGAGGAGUUGUUUUGUGAGCUUUUCAAACUGGAACCGUGUCAGGGCUUUCUCUCGUGUGCUUUGCUGUUGUGUGUUUGUUCAUUUUUAAUAAUCUUGAAUCAUUUAUUUUUUAAUUCAACAGAACCAUUUCACCAUAAUCGCCUAAGGAUUGUUACAGAUUGAGUACAGAUUGAGUACAGAUUGAGUACAGAUUGAGUACAGAUUGAGUACAGAUUGAGUACAGAUUGAGUACAGAUUGUUACAGAUUGAGUACAGAUUGAGUACAGAUUGAGUACAGAUUGAGUACAGAUUGAGUACAGAUUGAGUACAGAUUGAGUACAGAUUGAGUACAGAUUGAGUACAGAUUGAGUACAGAUUGUUACAGAUUGAGUACAGAUUGAGUACUCACUAGUCAAUUACAGAAUGACUCACUUUAAACAGCGAUCAAAAUAUACUGCCGAAUGUUAUUGUGCUGAACAGGCGUAGUGUGAAAAUGAGACAAAUCACAGGUUUCAUUUCAUGUUGUUGUUAUUGUCACAUAUAUAGUUAUCUGAAGGCUACAUUUAGUUUCUCUGGUAACAAGCAGUGGCUUCAUACUGUAGGAAUGGUUGCCAUGGAUUUCCCAUGUACUGAGUCUUGUUUGAGACCCAAGCCUGACUUCAAAGCUAUUGACCUCUAGAUUGGCUCAAAGCUACAGUAGAUUGAUACUUUAAUACUGUAACCAGUUGGACUAUUCUCUGCGACUAGCAUCAAGGUGAUGAUGGAGAUCUUGUUAUCUGGGCUGGAGAAAUAGCAUGUUAACUCUUAGUGUGACUACAACCACAGACAGGAGAUGAUCCUUGCAUUUCAUUUUCUACAUCUCUCUUUCACCACUAUGUGUGCAUGUGUGUGUGUGUUUAUGUGUGUGUGCAUGAGUGUGUGUUUGUGUAAAGCUCUUAUUCGGCAGCUUAUGUAUAAUUACAGUUAUUGCUGAUGAGUCACUCGCUCCCACUGGCUCAUUCACCUGGGUGGACAUUUCUGGGAAAAUGUUUUUUUUUAAUACCAGAUUUCCAUGUUCAGACAUCCUGUAUGGUUAAAGAAAACAUUGUGUACGUGUGAACGGUGGGACUCAGAGACUAUCACAAAGCAUGAUGUCAUGUCAUCACGUCAGUCAGUGCAGCCGCAUAGCUGAGCGUGGGAGGGGGGGAGAUAUGGGGAGAGAACAAGAGAGAGAGGGGUGGAGAGAGAGAGGGAGAGAAAGAGAGAGAGAGAGAGAGGGGGGAAAGAGAGAGAGAGAGGGAGAGAGAGAGAGAGAGAGAGAGAGAGAGAGAGAGAGAGAGAGAGAGAGAGAACAUGAACAGCCAUUGGGCUCAUUGCUCAUCUGUGUCUUGCUGACGGAGAAGCUGUUUUUCAUGACUAAGUAUUUGGGUUCUCCUAUGUUAUGUAGUACUGUCCUAUGUGUGGUUGUCUUCUAGUCGUAUACCCAAACCCAUGUUCAGCAGUACUAUUUCAGCAGUCUCUUUUUUAAAGAUACUCGCAGUACAACUAUGAAAUCCGAGACGUGCAAAAGAAAAGGUACAUGUUUAGCAAUAGAAUGGCAUUAACUGUUAUCCCUUCCUCUGAUCAUUAUAGGUUGAAAACUGGUUGUAAUCAAGUUGUAAACCUGUUAUAAUGACAACAUUUACCUGUCGAUAGUGAUCAAUGACUUGUGAAACUGCAUUUUAAUAAGAACCAUGUCUGUUUCAAAGGUACCCUUUAACUACAGGUCUCAGACCAGCUGACUCGACCCCCACUCCUAAUCUUAACCUUUGGGACAUGAGAAGUAAAGCUGACCUCAGAGCAGCUCCUUUUGUGACUAUGACCAUUUAUUUUGCCUUGUCAGCUGCCAGUUGUUUCCUAUGAACAGUAUGCUUCUUCUAGCCUGGUCCACUAUCUGUUUGUGCUGUCUUCUCAGAUCUGGAACCAGGCUAUGCCCCCCCCCCCCCCCCCCCGCCCAGUCCCUUUGUUGAUAGGCCAAGGCAAAAAUGUCAGACUGUUACCUCGCCGAGUUAUUAUGACUGCGAUUGGAUGUUGACCCUGUUUUUCUGAUACUAUAUAGCCUCCUCUAUAUUUGUACUACUAGCUACUACCUUUAUUUUGUAUACCCUGAGAAUUUAAUUAGAAGCAUUGGUACAGUAGUGCCAAGUUCAUUUGAUGGAAAGCUGGGUCAUAUUCAUUAGGGUGCACCGUAGCAAAAUGUUUUGCAAUGGGGGGCGACAAGUGUUUCUUAUUGGCCAAAAUAAGGAAGACCUUCUCUGUUUCAGUCCAUUUUCUACCGCUUGGUAUAUAAUGAAUAUGACACUGUUGGGCCAGGAUGUCUUAAGACUGUUGGUUUUGCUCCAGGCAGGGAAGAAUGUCUCAUGUUUCACCGACUUCCUAAUAUAUCCUGCCAUUGACUGACAGCAGGCUUUAGCAACUACAGUUGAAGUCGGAAGUUUACAUACACUUAGGUUGGAGUCAUUAAAACUAGUUUUUCAACCACUCUACAAAUUUCUUGUUAACAAACUAUAGUUUUGGC
Molecule: messenger RNA, 6033 nt
Organism: Oncorhynchus kisutch (coho salmon)
Lineage: Eukaryota; Metazoa; Chordata; Actinopteri; Salmoniformes; Salmonidae
Product: atrophin-1-like
Exons: 6
Coding region: 160-1701 (513 amino acids)
Source: RefSeq, a predicted model, not a curated record